AUGAUGUACAAGAUCACGACGCAGGAGCGCAUGCUCCAGAACCUGGUGUGCGAGUACGAGAAGCUCGCGGACCCGCGCCUGCCCGCGACGUCACGCAAAUCCGGCCACCUCCUCGAAACCUGCUGCACGAUCAUGGACCUCAAAGGCGUGGGCAUCUCCAAGGCCUCCUCCGUGUACAGCUUCGUGGGGCAGGUCUCCGCCAUCUCCCAGAACUACUACCCCGAGCGGCUAGGCAAGCUGUACAUCAUCAACGCGCCGUGGGGCUUCAGCGGCGUCUUCAGUGUCGUGAAGCGCUUCUUGGAUCCGGUUACGGUGCAGAAGAUUCACGUUUUGGGGAGCGGGUAUGAGAAAGAGUUGUUGGCGCAAGUCCCGAAGGAAAAUUUGCCCAAGCAGUUUGGAGGCUCGUGCCAGUGCCCUGGCGGCUGCCAGCUUAGCGACGAGGGCCCCUGGCAGGAUCCGCAGUGGACUAAGCCGCCCAAGUGGGCCAGGAAGGAUGAUGCGAUCGAGGAUCAGCCCACGCUGAGUGGAACCGAGGGCGUGUCUGAAGGUCUGCCGGCUGGAGGUGCGCCGGCUGGAGACGUACCCGCUGGAGUCGUACCGGGCAGAGUAAGCGCUGAGGGCAGGAGGAGCGGGGAGGCGUAUCCGGGUGCUGCGCAGCCUGCGGCACAUUCGUAG
Coniosporium apollinis CBS 100218 is the source of this 675-nucleotide messenger RNA. RefSeq lists its product as uncharacterized. Lineage: Eukaryota; Fungi; Ascomycota; Dothideomycetes. The transcript has a single exon. The record is from RefSeq and is a predicted model, not a curated record. The coding region runs from base 1 to 675 and encodes 224 amino acids.